Messenger RNA from Saprolegnia diclina VS20, 1449 nucleotides. RefSeq lists its product as hypothetical. Bases 1 to 1449 code for a protein of 482 amino acids. Gene Ontology annotation, molecular function: RNA binding. Gene Ontology annotation, cellular component: cytoplasmic stress granule. The record is from RefSeq and is a predicted model, not a curated record. Lineage: Eukaryota; Oomycota; Saprolegniomycetes; Saprolegniales; Saprolegniaceae. The transcript has 6 exons. Gene Ontology annotation, biological process: cytoplasmic stress granule assembly.
AUGUCGUCGACCAAGGGGAAGAAGAAGGCAAGUCCUGCUGCUCCUGCGAGCACGACCAAGUCCAGCUUGCCGCCAGGAUUCCAGACGGCUCCUGCGGCAUCGCCGACGCCGACGGCCUCCGCGGACGAGCAUCAAGCGCGCAUUCUUCGCCACCGCGCCUUGUACAUCUUCCGCUUCUACGUCGGCCGCAACGUGGAGGUGACACUUCGCGACAAGUCCAAGUACGCUGGCGUCUUGCACUGCAUUGACCCGGACGAGUUUACCGUCGUCUUGAAGAACACACAGCGGUUGACAGAAGACCCGUCGUCGCCCUUCAACAGCGGCAGCACCUUUGUGAUCCAGCACUUCCUGCUCGCGCACCUCACGUCGCAGGGUCGGUCCGAGUACCACCAGGACGCCGGCGUCGCCCAGCGCCUCCCGUACAACUCGGGCACGUUCCAGACGGACACGGACAUCUCGAACAACCUCAAGGCGCAUCUCUUCGGGCGUGAGCUCCAAGCAGCGUCGUCGUGGCUCGACCCGACGCUCGACAGUGGCGACCUCGAGCGCGGCAGCAACAAGAACUGGAACCAAUUCGAAGUCAACGAAAAGCUCUUUGGCGUCACGUCCACGUACGACGAGAACAUUUACACGACCAAGCUCGAGAAGACCAAGAUGACGCAAGCGCAAGUGCGCGCGGCCGAAAAGAUGGCGCGCGAGAUCGAGUCGCAGACGUCGUCCAACUUUCACCUGCUCGAAGAACGCAACGCGGCAACGGGACGCGAUGAAAUCGACGAAGAAACGCGGUACAGCUCUGUCGUCCGGUCUGGCCCCAACUCGACCGAGAAGCCUACGGCCUGGCAGCGUGGCUCGAACGCAUAUGUGCCCCCGGCACUGCGGACCAAGCAGGACGCGGCUCCGAAAGCGAAGUCGCCCGCACACGCUGCGGCGCCGGUCAAGUCGCCCAGCAACGCACCUGCGGCAUUGCCCAAGGAGCCGGUCAAGAAGCCCGAGUCGCCCAAGAAGCCCGAGUCGCCCAAGAAGACUGAACCGAUCUCGAAGCCGGAAUCGCCCAAGAAGCCUGCGUCGCCCGCACCAACGGCGGCUACCCCGAAGGAGGAGCCCAAGGCGCCGGCCAAGAAGGGUCUCAACCCGCUCGCCAAAGAGUUCAAGCUCAACGCGUCGGCUGCGGCCUUUACGCCCAGCCGGUCGUAUGCGCCGCCACCCGUGCAACCGCCGCCAACCUACGCGCCGCAGAACGGCGGCUACUACGAAGGUGACGACGAGAUGCCGCCGUACGUCAACCAGUACGGCAUGCCCAUGAUGAUGCAGCCGCCCAUGUACCCGCCGCCCAUGUACAGUGGGAACGCCGGCUACGCGAUGCCGCCGCCGCCACCGUACCACGGCUACCACCCGCCGCCGUACGACAAGGACCACCGCCCGUACGCGCAGCCGCCGCUGCCGCGAUAA